This is a messenger RNA of Cornus florida, 4580 nucleotides long. RefSeq lists its product as uncharacterized. Gene Ontology annotation, cellular component: nucleus; condensin complex. Gene Ontology annotation, biological process: mitotic sister chromatid segregation. The record is from RefSeq and is a predicted model, not a curated record. The transcript is spliced from 5 exons. Lineage: Eukaryota; Viridiplantae; Streptophyta; Magnoliopsida; Cornales; Cornaceae. The coding region runs from base 18 to 3818 and encodes 1266 amino acids.
AUCAGUGACUGGCUCUAAUGGAGAAGAGACUUCGCUCAUCCCUCCAGACCUCCGCCGAAGAGUUCCUGUCAUCUGCAACAAAAUUAGGGUUCAAAUCUGCAAAACCCUCACUCAAAACCCUAAUUCAGAACCUUGCCCCAUCAUCUCAUCUCUCCUCUUCACUCCCUUUCUCUCUCCGCCACUCCAUUUCUCAAUCCAUCACUCGCUUCAAACAAUUAUCCCAACCUACUAAUGCCAAUCCCACUGUGUCUCCCAAAUCACCGCCGACGAAGCGGCUUAGGAGAUCUUCGCGAAAUGUGAAGAACACAGACGAUUCGGGUAUAAAGGAUCGCGAAGCUAAAAUUGUUUAUGACAAGCAAUGUGUGAUUCAAAGUCUUCAGAUUUACGCUUAUAUGGCACUUCUAUGCGUUUCUCAUCCGACGAAGGCAUUCUCGCCUUCGGACUUAUUGCCGGCGGUUCAAGAAUUGCACGAUAAUUUGAUUCUGUUCGAGUCGGAAUCGGUUUUAUUGUCGGAGAUUGCGAGUUUGUGCGAGGAGUGGUGGAAGGAGCAGUUGCCGGGGAGAGAAACCCUAAUUUCGCAAUUUCUUCCGUUUUUGUUAUCGAGGUCACUGACAUUGAAGAAGAAAGUCGAUGUGCAUAGGGUGUAUGUGCUUCGUGAGGCGUUUACUUUGUUUGACUUUGAGGAUGAGAGCAUAGAGGACUUGAAGCUCUUGCUUGUUCGGUGUCUGAUCACGCCUUUGUAUUUGAAGACGGAAGAUGGGAGGCGGUUCUUGGGGUUUAUGUUUGGGUUAAAUGGGCAGCUGGUGAAGGAAGCACUGGCGAUGAUUCGGUCUCAGAUUCACUUUGAGCGGAAGUCUAUGUUGGAGGCCUAUGCAGAUAUUGUUUUCCGGGCUUGGAAGGUUGCAGAAGGGGUGUCACGGGAUGAAAUUGAGAAUGGUUUUUUGCAGGGAUUGGUUGAGGGGGCAAUAUAUGCUAGUUCAGCGUCAUUUGCUGCAUCAAUAAGGAGGGUCUUGGGGGGUUUUGUCAACCAGCGGACAACAGAUGGUGUGGAGAGACUCCUCUUUCGCCUUGCUGAGCCUGUGAUAUUUCGGUCACUACAGGUUGCAAACUCAAAUGUUCGUCAAAAUGCAUUGCAUUUACUUUUAGACUUGUUUCCUCUUGAAGAUCCUGAUUCCAUAAAGGAGGUUAAAGAUACAUUGCUUGACAAACAGUUCUUUUUAUUGGAGAGAUUACUUGUGGAUGAAUGUCCAGAUGUGAGAGUCAUUGCAGUAGAAGGCUUUUGUCGCAUUCUUCAUUUGUUCUGGGAAAUUAUCCCUUCAUCAACCAUUACAAAGGUAAUCACCAAAAUUUUUGAUGACAUGACACAUGAUACAUGCAACGAGGUCAGGGUUUCCACAUUGAAUGGUAUUACAUAUAUGCUUGGCAAUCCUCAAACUCAUGAGAUUCUCAAAGUGCUUCUACCUAGAUUGGGCCAUCUCAUUCUGGAUUCUGCACUUACGGUACGAUCUGCUCUUGUGGAUCUCCUUUUUAUUUUGAGAGAUAUACGAUCUUUUCAGUUUCAUAAGGUGGUGCGCUUAGAUCUACUAUUGUCAACCCUUGCAAAUGAUCAACCUCUAAUAGCUCAGAAAAUUACUAAACUACUACUACCAUCAUAUUUCCCCUUGAAAGUUACUCUGGAAGAGGCAUGCAAUCGAUGUGUCGCCCUUAUAAAAAGGUCUCCCAUGGCUGGAGCAAAGUUUUGCGAAUUUGCUUUAUCAGAAGGGGCAUCUCUGCAGUCUCUCAUGGAACUUGUCAAAGUCUUCAUCAGUUUGGCUCUGUCACCUGGCAUGCUGGAUGCAAAACAGAUUGAUGGGUUACUUGUCGCAGCUGCCUAUCUUUGCAAGAAUCUGGCGGACGAGGCAUCUUACAAGGCUGCCCUUAAGGCGUUGUUGUCUGGAGAAAAGCUGAAGUCCUUGUUUGGUGCUGCAGCUACUAAGCGUGCUCAAUCUUCUGUAUGCGACAUUGUUUCGAUCAUCUAUCCAGAUGAUGUAGGGUGCCUUCUCGAAGAAUGCUUGGCCUUGGUCACAAAUUGUAGUGGUUUUUCUGAAAAUGCGGAAAGGCAAGCUGAAGUAAGAUCUGCCCACAGGAUGAUGCUGUCCUGUAACUGGUUUGAUGAUAUGUUUGAAGCUUUAACAAAGCUCUUGCAGAAAACUGCCUAUGGAUGCCAUAUCAAAUUUGGCACAGAAAUACCAAAGCACAACGUUCCCUCAGUGAAGCGGAUGAAACUCAAGUCCUCUGUCAAAAUUUCAGCGAAACCGAAACGUGUCAACGGAAAAAAGUCUUCCAACACAACAACAUCCAUAUUCGAAGAGGAUUAUCUAAUUUCUGUAGAAAUAGCCUGGCAAAUAAAAGACAUGCUUAUAUCUGAAGACACACGGAAAGCCAUGUUAGGGUCUCCAAUUCUAGAAGUUGCAUUAUGUGCUUUAAAGGUCAUUUCUGAGGUCAGCAUUGUGCAGUGCAUGCAUUGUGAUUAUAUGGACACGUCUCCAGUUUUGGCAUACACGGCUCUGACUUUGCAUAUGUCUCUUCAAAAUGUUGGCAUAAAUCUUACAAACAAUCGUCGUUCCAAGGAAAAUGCUUGUCUUGAUUCUGCAGGGUCAUCUUUGGAGCUACCUUUGUUGGACCAGACAAUGGAUCAUCUACUCAAAUGUACAAAUAAGUUAUUUGUAGCAGGUGACUCUGGAAACUGUAGUGAAGUGCCUUCAGUAUCGAAGCAGGAUACCAACAAGACAUCCCGUCGUUGUGGCCAAAAGCACAAAGAAUCUCAAGAGGAUGCUUCCAACCCUAGUGACGGGGGAUCCAUUUGCACUAAACAAAAGAGGAUAUCAAAUGUGGUGAAGAUGCCAACUGCAGUUCUCAAGUUCGUCGUUGAUGCAACUAUGGUGGGACUUCUUACCCAAAGUCAGAAAAGGUGCUUGAAGUUCACACUGGGAUAUGUAGAAUUUAUAAUCUCCAAUUUAAGGGGACAUUCAUGUAACCAGCCGUUGGUCGAGGAAGAUCUGAAAGAUGCAUUUCUCUGUCUGAAGAGCUCCAUCACCUAUGCAGCCAAGUUACUCAAUCUUGUCCUUAUAAGUUCAAGCAAAGAUUCACCACCUCCACCAGAAGUUUACAGUCUUGCUAAUGAUCUGCUUGAUCUAAUCAUUUCAAUUGAACUGUACUUGGGCUCUGGUUAUGCAGCACGUCUUGUUGCUGCAAUGCAACCGUGGCUUCCUGACUUGGUUUUGGCAUUGGGAUCCAACCACAUAUUGAGACAGACUCGGGAAGAGAGGACUUGUACUGCUGCAUUUGAUCAUUCCAAAUUCCCUUCUCCAUUAUGGUCCUCCAUUUUAGCAAAGAUCGAACUCCAUGAAAUAAAUAAAGCUGGCUCAGAUGAGGAGGGUGAUGGAGUUCCUGAACCACUGGAGUUUUCUGCAUUCAAUAAGCUUGUGAAAAUGAUGGUUGUACUAUUGAGAGAAAAUACUAAUGUAUUAGAUGCAGUUGGAGUUACUUUCUUGACUGGUUCCAUAGUUGGCCUGGAAAAGAUGGACUUUGAAUUGGUAUUUGGACUCCUGCACUUUGUCUGUGUGAAGUUAGUGGGAAAUGAACUCGGACGAUGGGGAGAACUUAGUUUGAUGCUGGCAUCUCUGCAUGAUAUUUACCCUCGAAUAGAGAAAGAAGCUGAGGAGAUAAGCAAUGGUGAGGACCAGAGGCAGAAAUUAGAGAAUAUAAGGGCAUUGCUUGAACCUGUAUGGAUGUAUUAUAUUUAUGGAACUGGUAGCGAUCCCAUGACGGAAGAGUAGAUGGAGUUUUUGUUAAUUAUAUGGAAAUUAAUGGAAAAGUUUAAUUCUUGAAAUGCUUAAAGGGAAGACACUACAUUGUGAAGAACAUGCCAUGAGGUUUUGUACUUGCUAAAGAAUCCUCAACUCUUUGGCCUUGAAGAGGCCAAUUGGAAUGGUUAGAAACACUUGGUUCUUUUCUGUUUUUGGUACUUUCUCUACUUCAGAUGUAUGUAUUAUAUUGAUGCCAAGGCUUUGGAUAACAGUACUUCAUGUACGUUUUAAAAGAACGUGGAAAAUUUUGGUGUUGACAGUGGAAAUCAAUCAUCAUCAAUUGCAACUUUGCUCUUCAUAUUCCUCCAAGGUGGUUCCCUCAGUUUUUUUGCUUCUGUAGUUCUUUUUGGUUCUUGCUCGAUUAUAAACUUCAUGUACUGAGAAACAUUGAUUUCACAGGAUUUGAAGAGGUUAUUUUCAUUACCACUUCCCAAAAGCCAACCCUAUAGAGUUAUGCUCUAUUCGGUACGAAAGAAAAAAAUUGGAUGGAAGGGAGAGAAGAAGGGAUGGAUGAGACAUCGCUAGGGAAGAAAUUGUGUAUUUCUUUCUUUUUGUUCGGUUGGAUAGAAGAGAAGAAAAACUCACAAUUUACUAUGUUCAUUAAGAGAAUGAAAGAGAGAGUUUUAAUUGUUUUUUUCAUAUAAAAUUUAUAAUAUUGUAAUUUAUAGAAGAUAGUACUGUAAUUUAAAAAUUGUAUAAUUUAAGAUAAUAAUUAAUUUAAAACUUCUGUAA